Messenger RNA from Ruditapes philippinarum (Manila clam), 2247 nucleotides. Its product is annotated as spermine oxidase-like. Gene Ontology annotation, molecular function: polyamine oxidase activity. The record is from RefSeq and is a predicted model, not a curated record. The coding region runs from base 43 to 1512 and encodes 489 amino acids. The transcript has 3 exons. NCBI's taxonomy places the organism in Eukaryota, Metazoa, Mollusca, Bivalvia, Venerida, Veneridae.
UAAGAUCAAGAUCAUCAUGUUUUAAUAGACUCCUAAAAUGUGAUGAUAUACAUGUUGAUACAUAAAAUAAUAAACUUUUUUAACACGGAGAACGCAAUGAUCGUCUUGAAGAUGCAGCCGAGGAUUAUCAUUAUUGGUGCAGGCAUUGCGGGAAUAUCUGCAGCAAGACGUUUGGUUGAUGUCGGAUUUAAAAGAGUUCUUAUAGUUGAAGCUGCCGAAAGAAUUGGUGGCCGGAUUUACACAGUUCCGUUCGGUGAUGAUAAAUUCCCUGUUGAAUUAGGGGCCAAUUGGAUACAUGGUCCCAGUGAACAAAAUUCAGUUUUUCGGAUAGCAGACGCAAUUGGGGCAUUAAAACCGUACCAGGUUAUGAAUAGAAUCUCUAGAUUUAUAACUGAAGAUGGAGUCGAGAUACAAAAAGAUAUCGUAAAAGAUGCUGUUCAUUCUUUCAAUAAAGUUGCAGACGAUGUUUACAAAAUACUGCCGAAUGAACGAAUUCGUCAUGGUCGGAUAGUCACUGUUGCUCCUCUUAUACAUGAACGACUGGCUAAAGAAAUAGAGAGAAAUAAGGGCGAGUUAAGUUGCACAAAGGACACGAAAAGAGUAUGGAAUGCGAUGCUGAAUUUUGUACGCUACUAUGAUGGCGAUGAACUGGAACAAGUCACAUGGGAAAAGUACAGGGACGAGUAUAACUUACCGGAAGGCGGCGAUGUUUACAUACCAGGCGGAUAUGAUCAGAUAUUAAAACAUCUGAUGAAGUCGAUUCCAAAGAAAUCACUCAUGUUGCAAAAGGAAGUGAUUGAAAUCUUAUGGAAUAAUAGAGAUGAUAAAUCAAUCAAAAUUAAAACCAGAGAUGAGUCAACUUUCGAAGCAGAUCAUGUUAUUGUGACGUCAUCAAUUAGUUACCUUAAAAGGCAUCACGAAACCCUGUUCAAACCGAAACUUCCUCAAUCAAAAAUUGAUGUACUGAAUUCGCUAAAACUAGGGCGAGUGAAUAAAAUAUUUUUGCAGUUUGACGAACCAAUAUUAGCACCGACUUAUCGCAGUAUAGCAUUUGCUUGGGAUGACACAUCCAUUAAAAAUGUUCAGAAUGAUUGGUACAAGCGUAUAAUUGGUUUUGAUCAAAUAUUCACAAAGAACAACACUCUUCUUGGGUGGAUUGCUGGUGACGCUGCAGAGUACAUGGAAACGCUGUCAAAUGACGAAAUUGGUAAAAUUUGCGUAGAGCUUCUUCGUAAAUUGUUGGGCAAUAGAAAUAUCCCAAAACCAAAGGCGGUUUUGGUUUCAAGAUGGUGUAGUAAUCCGUAUGUGCUGGGAUCGUAUUUUCACCAAACGAAAAGAAUGAUUCCAGGGGAGCAGACGAUACUAUCUGAACCGAUCACGACGCCAUCUGGUGGACCUGUUAUUAUGUUCGCAGGAGAAGCGUUGACUAAUGGCUGUACACAUGGAGCACGGGAUUCAGGUAUUCAACAGGCAGAAAGACUCAUAGAACUUUAUAUUAAGAAGAAAAAAUAAAUGCAACUUUUAAUGUCCAGCGGAUUAUUAAUGACUGAUUCGAAGAAGCCAUUUUACAUGUAUAUAAUUGUAUAUAGUAUUCUCUUAUGCUAUAAAUCUUAAUACAUUUUGUAUUUUGAAUUUGUUUGGUUUUACGGCGUACCAACACAAUUUAAGUCAUAAGGCGUUGAAACAGGAAGGAUUACUUUGGCUAACCUCGGGAGUAACUAACUAAAAGCAACAGCAGAGUUCAAAAUAACGUGACCUGCAGGAGCUAAGACAUACAUAAGCUCCAGUAAUUCGAACUUUUUCUCUGCAGUUAAAUGGCUGCUCAUCAUGCAACUAAUACGAGUAUAAUCAAAGUACGGAAGUACAGAAGGGCAGGCUAUAUGAUACUCUAUGCUUCACUGAAUUCAAUUACGCAAUGUUAGUAUUGAAAAAAACACACAACGAUAUCAAUUUGAUUAGUAGAGACAGUUGAUAAAGUCUACAAUGUUGUAAGAAAAUGAAAGGCAAUGUGCGAUCAUUUAAAUAACCGAUGACAAAAUUUCUUUUAAGAUAUCAGUUUAGACUUAAUAUGCAAUAAAUGUUACUUUGAUAACAUGUAAUGAAUUUUUUAUAAUUAUUUCUUUUAUGAAAUUCUUUUACGAUAAGGCAAGAUUUGGAGAAUCAGCCCGGAUUUUUUUUCAAUACAUACAUACAUACAUGAUGAAUGUAUAAAUUGACUGGCGGAAAACACAGAGUCGCAAACUAAUU